GGCGAUGCUCCAGCGGUUGCCAUGGAAACUUCCAGGCCUCAGAGCCUGGAAGUAAUUUGGUGGAAGGAGACGGUGACGUCACAGCAGGAGCAAGUGCAGCGGCCACAUCUCGUCCUAGUCUGGCCACGGGGCACUGAGGGCAAUCUCUGGGCCGGCAGUGACGCGCCUCCCUGUCUGUCAGGGCCCCACCCACGACACUCCGUUGGUGGAGAUCAGCAGUCCCAGAUCCACAGAGACUGUUGGGGCCUGCGAGACCUUUAGAGGCCACGCCAAGAAAGGGGAAGCAUUAUUAUCUUAAGACCCUCCUCGGUGCAGCCUCGCACAGGACCCUGGAGCCACGAGUCAGGUGGCAAACACCGCCUUCUGCUUCUCCAGCACGCGUAAGUCCCUGGGAAUCUUCGAGCCCACUCAGAGGGAGCCACAGAAGCCCUGACUGACACUGCACAGCCCUGCAGGCAGGCACUGGGGGCAUCCGUCACUGAGCUGGACAAAGGGGGCCUGGGAGCAGCCUCUGGCCCGAGGCCUGACGCUCUCUCCUAGCCUUUAGGAAGAAAUCCCGGCAAUCUGGAUAAUUCCGUGGAUUCCCGAGGCAGCUCAGGUGUGCGCCAGCGGGCAUACUGCUGCCUCAAAGAGUUGGGGAAGAUGCUGUUUGGCGUGAAGGACAUUGCCCUGUUGGAGCAUGGGUGCAAGGCCCUGGAGGUGGACAGUCACAAGUCCCUGAUGAUCCUGGGGAUCCCCAAGGACUGCAACCACGAGGAAUUUGAAGAGAUUAUUCGGCUGCCCCUCAAACCUCUAGGCAAGUUCGAAGUGGCUGGGAAGGCCUAUCUGGAAGAAGAUAAAUCCAAGGCAGCCAUCAUUGAGCUGACAGAGGACAUCAAUUACGCCGUGGUCCCCAGGGAGAUCAAGGGCAAGGGCGGUGUGUGGAGAGUGGUCUACAUGCCCCGGAAGCAGGACAUCGAAUUCCUGACCAAGCUGAACCUCUUUCUGCAGAGCGAAGGGAGGACGGUCGAGGAUGUGGCGCGGGUCCUGAGGCAGGAACUGUGUCUCCCAGAGACAGGCCCCGGAGAGCUGCCUGCAAGGAAGUGCUGUGUGACUGGGGUGGGGGAGAAGCCGGAGGCUGGGGCCACUGUCCGGAUGGACGUGGUGCCACCUCCGGACUCCUCCGAGAAGGAGAGCAAGGCUGGAGAUGGCAAGAGGGGCAAAAGGAAGAACAAGAAAAACCGCCGGCGGCGUCGCGCCUCGGACAAGAAGCUGUGAGGUGGUGGUCGUGGCAUCGGGUGGGCGUGGGGGGUGACGAGUGGGUGUGAGUGAUGACCGUGGGAGGGUAGGUACCACCUGAGUACAUUUAAGGAGUAUGAGUGAGUGUGGGUAAUACAAGUGAGGAAUGACACUAGUGGAUGAGUAACUUUUGAGGAAGAAUGCUUAUCCUUUGGAUAGCACAGGUAACAUCUGACUAGUGUGAAAGGGGUAGAUAUCUUUGAGUUAACUAACUUGUGAGUUACAUCUGAGUGUGUGCGGUUAACGUCUGGCUGCCCUUGGCUCAUUCAUUCAUCCUACAGAUAUUUACUGUGCACCUAUUAUGUCCCAGGUACUAUUCUAGGAGCUGGGGAUACAGAAGGGAGUAAACUCAACAAAAAUCCCUGCCUUCAUGGCACUCAGAGUGGGUAAUAUUUAAAUUACUUGGAGACAUCGGAGUGAGCGUAGGUAGCAUUUGAGUAGAUGUGGGUAACGGUUGAAUGUUCACAAAAUCUGGCUGAGUGUGGAUUACUCAUUCAUUCAUGUAUCCUUCAACCAACAAAAUUUCCUGAGGACCUACAGUGUGCCAGGCACUGGGGAUACAGAAGGGGAAUAAAAUAGACCAAAACCUUGCCCAUGACUGUCAUACUACAUAUCUGAGUAGACGUGGGUAACAUCCGGGUUACUUAAAUACACAUUAGUGAGUGUGGGUAGCAUUAGGGUGUGCGGGUAGCAUCCGUGUAUAAUUGAGAGCAGUUGUGGGUAAUAUUUGAGAGUGUGUGAGUAACACCUGAUAUGUGUAUGGGUAUCAUUUGAGUGGAUGAGAGUAAUUUCUAAGUGAGGAAGGGUCUCAAAGACCCACAAACAUUUUCCGGCACCCGGGAGACCCCGCGGGUCCAGCCGCGCAGGCGCAGUCGGAGCCAGAACCUAGCAGCGCGUCUGACCGUUGCUAUGGAGAUCAAGGCUUUCUCCAGGCGCCUGCGCCCUUUGCAGAAAAUGGAGGCGGGGACAACAGGUUCCCGGAUUCCAAGGUUUUGGAGAAGAUCUCUUACUGGAGUUGAAGAAAACCCACGCAGAUCCAGGAGGAACAUGUCAGGGAGAUCCCUACUCGGGUGAAGGGCCGCCAUCCCCCUUCGGCUGUCACUUGCGGCCUGAUGCUGGGACUGCCUCUCCUGCUGGGGGGAGGCGGGCGGCACAGACCCCUCUAGCUGUGCGCCCUCCUGGAAAUCCUGUUAUUGUAAAGUCUAGAGCCGUUUUCUGUGUUUCAAAAGCAUGUACCUUGAAUGUAACUCUGGCACAAACUUGUCCGGAGUGGGAUACCCUGUUUUGCGCAUAUCAAGCAGAAAUCAUGGCUGAGAGUUGCCUGCUCUCCACCUCUGAGGAACUCGCUGAUCUGUAAUUGGCUCUUGAAAAGCUGUCGCCAUUCUCUACACGCUGAGUCUCUUACAGAAGCAGUCAGAGGUAGGAGGGACCCUUCUGCCCAGAUUGGCGCCUGGGGUGAGGGUAUGAGUCUUGCCAAGUUAAAUCCCGGAAGCUUUGGCUUGGUGGGAGGUGUGAACUCCACUCUCUAAAUAAGAGGUGGCUGGGCGCAGUGGCUCAUGCCUGUAAUCCCAGCACUUUGGGAGGCUGAGGUGGGGUCGGUGGGGUGGGGAUUACCUGAGGUCGGGAGUUUGAGGCCAGCCUGACCAACAUGGAGAAAACCCCAUCUCUACUAAAAAUACAAAAUUAGCCGGAAGUUGUUGGUGCAUGCCUGUAAUCCCAGCUACUAGGGAGGCUGAGGCAAGAGAAUCGCUUGAACCCCAGAGGUGAAGGUUGCAGUGAGCUGAGAUGGUGCCAUUGCACUCCAGCCUGGGCAACAAGAGCAAAACUGUCUCAAAAAAAAAAAAAAAAAAAAAAAAAAAAAAAAAAAAGGCGAGGCUUUUAGGCAGUGGUCCAAAAGGAGGAAAAUAAUUAAGAGGCCAUUUUCAAGAGUUACCAGUGAACGAUGUUAACAUUGAGAUGAAGAAUUUUUAAAAUUAGGUAAAAUCCAAAUACAUGUGAGUAGACAGAUAUUUACUUAAAGACACCUUACCUGUCAAAAUGCAUACUUCUGCUAGUUCAGGGAUCUGCAAAGGUUUGAACUGAAUCUUUUAAAAAAUGUAACUUAAACACACACACACUCAGCCUACCAAAUUGUAACGCCAGAGACCCCUAAUGUCUCAUUGUGAUGGAUGUCAGUCAUGUCUGUGACUUUCAGCAUUCAACUCACUCUCUCUCCUUCCUUCCUUCCUUCUCCCCUCCCCCCUCCCCCCUUCCCCGCUCCCUCCUUCCUUUCUUUUCUUUUUCUUUGAGACAGGGUCUUACUGUGUCACCCAGGCUGGAUGCAGUGGUGCAACCUUUACUUUCUGGCCUCAAAUAAUCUUCCCGCCUCAGCCUCCCUAGUAGCUGGGAUUAUAGGCAUCUGCCACCACACCCGGCUAAUUUUUGUAUUUUUCAUUAGAGAUGGCAUUUCACCAUGCUGGCCAGGCUGGUCUCAAAUUCCUGCCUCAAGUGAUUUGCCUGCCUCAGCCUCCAAAAGUGCUGGAAUUACAGGCAUAAGCCUCUGACCUGGCCUCAAUUCCCUUUCUUAUUUCUGGGAAGCCGCCCCUAUUUCACCCCCUUAUUAAAAACAAGAAAUACUAUUCCCCUACCCUGGUGGCCAGGGCGCAGGUAAGAGACACACUCUUAAGCAGGCAGAAACUCCUAUUAGAUUCUUACAUUCUCAGCAAGUGCCAAGAAACAGAAGGAAUUUUUAGAAUUCACUUGAUGGAUAUAACCUAAAACCUUGAAGGCUGGUUUUUGUUUGUUUGGUUUGAGACAGAGUCUCACUCUGUAGCCAGGUGCCAAGCUGGAGUGCAGUGGCACAGUCUUGGCUCACUGCAACCUCUGCCUCCCGGGUUCAGGGAAUUCUCCUUGCCUCAGCCUCCCGAGUAGCUGAGAUUACAGGCACGCGCCACCACACCCAGCUAUUUUUUUGUGUAUUUUUAGUAGAGACGGAGUUUCACCAUGUUGGCCAGGAUGGUCUCAAUCUCUUGACCUCGUGAUCCACCCGCCUCGGCCUCCCAAAGUGCUGGGAUUAUAGGCUUGAGCCACUGCAUCCAGCCAUAAAGGCUGGGUUUUGUCCCUUUCCCAAGCUGGCUGUCUAGCCUCAGUUCAACAUCUCUUUCUCUUGUGCAGUGGUUGGGAUAAACCUCUUCCUGCUGUCUCCAUACACCUAUGUGAACUUCUUGCAAAUCCAUGGUCAAGAAGUUUGUAGCUCUCUGUUGAUCUUUUUUAUUUUUGAAACUGAGUCUCACUCUGUUGUCCAGGCUGGAGUGCAGUGUACAAUCUCGGCUCACUGCAACCUCCACCUCCCUGGUUCAAACGAUUCUCCUGUCUCAGCCCCCUGAGUAGCUGGGAUUACAGGCAUGCACCACCACACUCAGCUAAUUUUUAUAUUUUUUGUAGAGAUGGAGUUUCACUAUGUUGACUAGGCUGGUCUUGAACUCCUGACCUCAAGUGAUCCACCCACCUCAGCCUCCCAAAGUGCUGGGAUUACAGGUGUGAGCCACCGCGCCCAGCUUCUCUGAUGAUUGUUUUAUUCCUUGUAAAUUCCCGGCCAGGGCAUACCUACUCUCAGAAUACUGUGCUACUGUGUUGGUUGUUGCAAUGCAGAGUCUGAGCUCGAAUAAAUGCUCCAAAAGCCUCCAGCGUGCUUGUUGCAUGCCGGUCUCCCAUCAAGGCAUACCCGUUGUGUAAUAAGAGAUAGUGUGACAUUUCUCAUCAUAUUGCAGCAUGAAGCCUGUAUUUUGUGCUUAUUGUGGAUUUCAGGGGUAUAACAUUUAUAUUUGUGAUACGCAGGUAUGUGGUGGUUCAAUGUCACCCAUAAAAUCAAAAUCCUACCACUUUUCUUUCAAGGUUUUCUGGACCAGUCAAAGUGUAUUCUGGGAUUUCAAUGCAAAUUGUCAUGUAAAACUGUCACCAUUUGGAGCUACUUCACUGGCAGGGCAAAUCCCAAGCAAAAAUUCCCAAGUAAAUUGAAUGUGCCGGCUGUUGGAGGGCUGCAUCUGGCCUCUGUAAGCCCCUGAUUUCAAAAGCGGGUUCAGCUAAAACUCUUCAUUGUUCUUUGUGAUUGACAUGCUCUGUUGUACAAAUAUGAACUCAUCAAAUAAAUGUAUGCUACUGAAA
This is a messenger RNA of Callithrix jacchus (white-tufted-ear marmoset), 5421 nucleotides long. It is a transcript of the gene PNMA8C, whose product is annotated as PNMA family member 8C. Lineage: Eukaryota; Metazoa; Chordata; Mammalia; Primates; Cebidae. The record is from RefSeq and is a predicted model, not a curated record.